CUGCGGUUGGGGAUUCUGUGAGAGCUUCAUUUUGAAGAAUAUUUUCUCCGAUUUCUGGGAAUCUGAGAAACGAAAAUGUCUCUCACACGCACCAUUGCACCUCUGAGUGUCACUUCAGCUUCAGCUUCUUUGCCAGCUACAUCAAAUUUGAAGAAAAAUAUGAACAGCAACGCUUUGCGCCUUGAGGGGGCUAAAGAAAGAAUCAAGAAGAUGUUCAAUAAGGUUGAACUUUCAAUUUCCUCAUAUGAUACAGCUUGGGUAGCUAUGAUUCCUUCCAUGAAUUCUCCUAAUGUGCCUUUUUUCCCUGAGUGUUUGAAUUGGUUAUUGGAGAAUCAACAAUUUGAUGGUUCAUGGGGUCUUCCUGGUCGCCAUCCAUUGUUAUUCAAAGAUGCUCUCUUAUCAACCUUAGCUUGUGUCCUUGCUCUGAAGCAAUGGGAUGUUGGUGAAGAGCAGACUAUCAGAGGUCUUCAAUUUAUUGAGUCAAACAUUGCUUCAGUCAUUGAUGAGAAGCAACACUCUCCUAUUGGAUUUGAUGUAAUUUUUCCUUCCCUUCUCAAGUCAGCCCAAAGUUUGGGCAUAAAUCUUUGUCUUGGAUCAACAAGUUUAGAAGGACUCAUUCACAACAGAGAGUUGGAACUUAGACGAGGUUAUCAAAGCAAUUCAGAUGGGUGGAGAGCAUAUCUAGCAUAUGUUUCAGAAGGCAUUGGGAAAAAUCAGGACUGGCAAAUGGUCAUGAAGUAUCAAAGGAAGAAUGGAUCUUUGUUUAACUCACCUGCUACCACGGCAGCAGUUUUUCAACACUAUAAGAAUGAUGACUGUCUUAUUUACCUUCGAUCAGUUUUAGAGCAGUUUGGAAACGCUGUUCCAACAGUUUACCCUUUGGACAUAUAUGCUCGUCUUUGCAUGGUUGACAGUCUUGAGAGGUUGGGCAUUGAUUAUCAUUUCAGCAAGGAAAUUCAAAGUGUAUUAGAUGAAACAUACAGAUACUGGAUUGAUGGAGAUGAAGAAAUAUUCUUAGACCCCACUUGCUGUGCACUGGCAUUUCGUUUAUUACGAAUGAACGGAUAUGAUGUGUCUUCAGAUCCAUUUAAUCAAUAUUCCAAAGAUAAAUUUCCUGACUCCUUGAAAGGAUACUUGAAGGAUGUUGGUGCUGUUUUAGAGCUAUAUAAAGCUUCACAAAUCAUGAUACAUCCAGGUGAAGAAGUUCUGGUGAAACAAAAUGCCUGGACAAGACAUCUCUUGAAGCAGGAAUUAUCACCUUUCCAAGUACGCGUUGAUAGACUUUUUAGUCAUGUUGAACAAGAGGUCAAUGAUGAGCUUAAAUUUCCUCAUCAUAAGAAGUUGGAGCGCUUGUUAAACAGAGCAUCCAUAGACCAUUAUAAUUUGGAAGAUACAAGGAUUUUAAAAACUUCAUAUAGAUCUUUAAAUCUUGCAAAUGAAGAUUUUUUAAAGAUGGCUGCAGAAGACUUCAAUAUCUGCCAAUCAAUACAUCAUGAAGAAUUUAAACAACUUGCAAGGUGGGUAGUGGAUAGCAGGCUAGACAAACUCAAAUUUGCAAGGCAGAAAUUAGGCUAUUGUUACUUCACCAGUGCAGCAACAAUUUUCUACCCUGAACUUUCUGAUGCCCGCAUAGCAUGGGCAAAAAAUGGGGUGCUCACAACAGUUGUUGAUGAUUUCUUUGAUGUUGGUGGUUCUGAAGAGGAGUUAGUGCAACUAAUUCGGCUGGUGGAGAGGUGGGAUGUAGAUCUCAGCAGUGUUUCUUGUUCCGAGUCCGUCAGCAUAAUAUUUUCCGCAGUUCGGGACACAAUUUGUGAGAUUGGGGAGAAUUCAUUAAAGUGCCAAGAACAUAAUGCAACAGACCAUGUUAAAAAAAUUUGGUUGGAUUUGAUGCGAUCGAUGUUGAAGGAAGCUCAGUGGUCGAAAAACAAGCAUGUUCCAACAAUUGAUGAAUAUAUGGAAAAUGCAUAUGUAUCUUUUGCCUUGGGACCGAUUGUGCUUCCAACACUCUAUCUUGUGGGGCAUAAGCUUCCAACUGAUUUGGCUGAAAACCCUGAAUACCAUAGACUGUAUGAGCUAAUGAGCACUUCUGGGCGCCUCCUUAAUGAUUUCAAUGGCUAUAAGAGGGAAUCUGCCCAAGGGAAAUUGAAUGCAUUCACUUUGCUGGUUGCUCAACGGGGUGGGGAUGUUGCUGAGGAAGAUGUCAUUCAGGAGAUGAAGGAUGUCAUUGAGGAAAACAGAAGAGAGCUUCUGAGACUGGUUUUGCAGGAAGAAGGUAGCACAAUUCCAAGAGCUUGCAAGGAUUUGUUCUGGAAAAUGGCCAAAGUAUUGUAUCUGUUUUACUUGAAGGACGAUGGGUUUACUUCACACGAGUUAUCAUCUACUGUAAGUGACGUGCUUGAAAAACCCGUCGUCCUCCAUGAAUUUUCUGAGGCUGAAGCUAUGGAAAACUUGAAUCCUGUGUCAACUUAGGAACGAGGGAGGGAGGGUGGUCCUGUCACAGUUCAUUUGGUUUUGAGAGAUCACCUUGUGAAUAAAUCGUCUCGCUUAAAAGUUUUAAUUGCUUUCUUUCAUAAGUA
Messenger RNA from Prosopis cineraria, 2576 nucleotides. RefSeq names its product ent-kaurene synthase, chloroplastic. The record is from RefSeq and is a predicted model, not a curated record. Bases 76 to 2469 code for a protein of 797 amino acids. Gene Ontology annotation, cellular component: chloroplast. Gene Ontology annotation, molecular function: terpene synthase activity; magnesium ion binding. The transcript is spliced from 14 exons. NCBI's taxonomy places the organism in Eukaryota, Viridiplantae, Streptophyta, Magnoliopsida, Fabales, Fabaceae. Gene Ontology annotation, biological process: gibberellin biosynthetic process.